AUGGAUAAAGUUUUACGGCCAGAGCGGCUAGAAACCGAUCGAAACAGGGGAACAGCGGCAAAAGAAUGGCUUCAUUGGAAACGUACGUUUGAAAACUUCAUGGCCGUUUUGCCAAAAGAAGGUUUGGAUAAACUUGCAGUAUUAUCCAACUUCGUCUGCCCAAGCAUCUUUCAACACAUAGAAGAUUGUGAAGAUUAUAAGACAUCGAUUGAAACACUUCAGGAUCUCUUUAUCAAACCGAAAAAUGAAGUUUUUGCUCGCCAUCUUUUAGCUACUAGGAAACAAGCUCCAACAGAAACACUAGACGAAUAUUUACAAGCCCUGAAGGCACUAAACAAAGAUUGUAACUUCAAGAACGUCACAGCUGUACAAUACUGUGAAGAGAGCAUUAGAGAUGCAUUUAUUGCUGGAUUACAGUCAAAUGUUAUACGCCAAAGACUUUUGGAAAACAAAACCCUCGUCUUAAAAACUAUGUUCGAUCAGGCUACAUCUCUUGAGUCAGCCAUAAAGAUUUCUGAGCACCCACGAUCUAAAUGUCCUGCAAAGGAAGCUAUAUUUGCAAAGUGUCAGAAAAAAGGUCACUACGCCAAGGUUUGUCAAAGUAAAGCUACCUUAAAGGUAUCAGCAUCCAUAAACUCCCCUGUUUUAGCACCCACUUCAUGUCCUGGGUCUCUAUCAAAGUCAACAACAAACGUCAGCUUAGGAAGAUUGAAAGUAAAGGCAUUGUUUGACAGUGGCAGCACUGAGAGUUUCAUACACCCAAAUCUAGUUGAAAGGGCUGGGCUGACUGUGCAACCAGUUAGUGGAACUGUUUCCAUGGCUUCCACUAACUUGUCAGCUAAUGUUACGGGUACUUGUACGACUAACCUUGAAUACCAGGACCAGAAAUACACCAACCUUCGCUUUUCAGUCCUUCCUGGACUCUGUGCCGAUCUUAUACUCGGUCUGUACUUCCAGUUACAGCAUGAGAGCAUUGCAUUUCAGUAUGGGGGCAGCCAACCGCCACUGUCUGUCUGUGGUUUUAAUAAACUCAACAUGGACCCAGCUGAGCCAUUUGCUAACCUAACUGAGAACUGUCGUUCAAUUGCAAGCAAAUCUCGUCGCUACAGUAAGGAUGAUUUAAAGUUCAUUGAUGGAGAGGUUUAA
Xenia sp. Carnegie-2017 is the source of this 1146-nucleotide messenger RNA. RefSeq lists its product as uncharacterized. NCBI's taxonomy places the organism in Eukaryota, Metazoa, Cnidaria, Anthozoa, Malacalcyonacea, Xeniidae. The record is from RefSeq and is a predicted model, not a curated record. The transcript is spliced from 2 exons. Bases 1 to 1146 code for a protein of 381 amino acids.